Messenger RNA from Oncorhynchus mykiss (rainbow trout), 4245 nucleotides. The record is from RefSeq and is a predicted model, not a curated record. Lineage: Eukaryota; Metazoa; Chordata; Actinopteri; Salmoniformes; Salmonidae.
UGUCAUAUAUUUUUAGAAAUCUCACUGAAAUGUAAUUCCUAUUUAGCUACUGUGGGGGUUCAUCAAUGCUCCUCAAAAGGGCACAUUUGAGUAUAGAUUAGAUGACCCAAAGUGUUUGAUAAAGUAUGAAAUAUUCAUGCUCUCUCCCAAUCAAAACGUUUCAGAACUGCAUUUCUCAGCUAUUACUUACAUAUAACAAACUGCACUUUUUUCCCCCAGACCACAAACGUGGGUAUUUUGCCUGGUUUUCUGACCUAGAGUCAUAUCUACACACUGCUGUUUAAAAAGUAGAGCACAUGACAUUCUUAACCCAGUGUCUUACUGCAACACAAUCUGUUCUUGGAACGGAACAGACAUCUCCUCCUAGUUAGCUCAUGAACCAGAGAUGGAGCUGUUGUCUCUGUAUGGCAUGUUGGCAGUGCAUGUUGAAGCUUGCUGAGCACAACACAAGUACACAACAAAAAAUGUACUUAUCUAGAAGCAUGACAGGUUUCUGUCUGUUAUAGUUGACAUUUCAAAAUAUGCCCUUUUUUUUGUGUGUGAGUGUAUAGCCUUAAGCUCAGCUGACCCCUACACUCAUCAUAUGCAUUACCCAAAUAUAGUUUUGAUUAACACCUAAGCCACAUAUGUUGGAGCUGUGACAGCAUAGGUCAUUGGAAAGCUCUGAAUAAACAUUACACUUCAUUGGGUCAUGGACUCUACAAGGUGUCAAGUUCUACAGGGAUUCUGACCCAUGUUGAGUCCACUGCUUCCCACAGUUGUCAAGUUGUCAGGAUGUCCGUUGGGUGGUGGACCAUUAAUACACACAGGAAACGUGGGAUUACGGUAUGUUACCCCGGUUCUCUGAAGGAGAUGAGGGAGACCUCUCACUAUGGGACACGCCUUCUUUACGGGUCAUUGGUUGAAGCCUUAUUCAAUCACACCAAUCAGAGCUUUGUGGGUGUAUGCCCUGUGUGUAUAACACCCUGCACUGCUCUGGUUUCCUCAUUCUAAGAACUACCUCUUACACAAGUCAGGGAACAUAAUGUUCACAGUGCCCCUUAUGUGGCAAUUCCUCUAGUGGAAUGUUCUCGGAGACUGCAAUCCCCAACAACUGUACACCUUGGCGAUAGCCUCCAAUGGGAGAGGUGUUUGGACAAAGCAGGGUUGGCAAAGCAAACAGUUGGUCAUAGUUUCAGAAUGGCCUAGUCCUGUCCAUGUAGAUGCGCUGGGCGCGCACCGGACACUGUGUUAAGGUGCCGCUGCUCUGGAGAAGAGCACGGCGGAGGGUGGAAGGGGAAGAGGUCAGUGGCUUGAAUGAUCUUUAGAAAUUAACGCAACGUUAGGACGUAUCAUAACCUUGAAGUAGUUUGGGGGGGGGGGGGCAGCAAACUGAGUGCAUGAAGGAUGGACCGAGCAUUCGUGAAGGUCGCUAGCGCGCUUGGCCAAGGUGAGAAACGGGGCUGACGUAUGUCACCGUUGACCUAUUGUCUGACCUGACAAGGACAUGUUGGCCCUGUAGGAAUGGACAAAAGUGCCUGAGGGAUAAUAACAGUUUAGCGCUAGAACGUGGAUAUGGGCUGUACUCAGUCUGACCAUACGCCGUUCACUUCGUGAACUGCCCCCCCUCCUCCCAGCCCUAUAGUGAUGCAUCUAUUUGUCACUACUUUGCAUGUGAAGACUGUCCCAGUAGGGCAGCCCCGCGUCAGCAGGGAUUGAAGUGCCGAUAGACACUUUGCUGAGAGAAGCACGUACCUGUGGAUAGACUAGUUCAAGCAGAGUGAGGUCACCCACAGCUGGAUAGCUGAGUUAAGGAGACCAAGCAGAACCACUACAAUCAUGUAGCCCAGAAAGCUUCAGACACAUCUAGUAUGUGGCUGAUGUUGCCGUGCAAAACAGGCAAUGGUGAAAAUGUCACUCCAUGGUGAGGGCUGGGGGGGCUGGCUCCUGUGCUACACGUAUGCUGUGUGUAAACAAACGUGUGACUUGAGGCAGGACUCCAGAGGAGACUAUGGUUGUUGAGGUCAGGCGUUCUGCCAGCUUAGAGGCCCUGUGCCUUGCGCUAGGUGUGCUGAUUCUUCCCAACAGAUGGCGCCAAGGGGGUAUCCACUGCUAAUUGCUUGGAGUGAUGCCCUGAGGCACCGCGUUGCUGGUGAGCGGAUUGUCUGUCCCAGGGUCGGAGCUGCAGGAGAAGGCUGAGACUUCUUGGGGAUCCUCCAGUUCUGUGAGGGAGGACUCCUAGUGACGACCUGGGUGAAUGUGGGCUUCAGGGCUUGCUUCUGGGGAUUCGGGGCUUGCUUCUGUGGUAACAGGGAGCCCAGCGCCUCACUCUCCUUUUCUUAGAAUUUAACCUGGCCUGGUGGGAUUGAUCUGUCCAUUCAGGUAGGGCAGCGCAUCUGAUUGCCUUCGAAGAAAGGUCAGUUAUUGACUCCUGCCCUACCUCUUCAGUCUGGCUGGGUAGCACAAACUGAGCAGAGGAGAAAUUCUUCUGUGGUGUAAUCCAUCUGCUGGUCAAAGGGUGCUGCCUAAUGUGGCAAGAGACAUGCCGUCGUUCUCACAUCCGGAUUCGUCGGCAUUAAUGUCCACCCCCUGGUAAAAGUGGGGAUUCUCCGAAUCAGCCUGAAGCGCAGACUGAGGGGAUGCCUAAAGUAGCUUCUCCCUCUGGGACUUCGUUGUCAACUGAGUUGUCCUCGCGCAGGUAUGAGGCCUGGGCAAUACUUUCCAUGUACUUCAUGUCUAAGGACACGAGUCCAGCUGAGCGCAAUGCACACAACUAGCGGGGUCGAUGGGAGCCUCCAUAGCGUCCCGGACGUGUAAUGACUGCAGUUGCCAGGGUGAGCGUUGCUAGGCUUUUGCUGCUUUUUCUCCCCUUUCCCUGACGACUUGGCCGGUAAGCCUGUUGGACAUUGCGUUUCGACAGGACGGACAAAAGCAAAUGGAAUUACCGGGGGGCUAGCUAGCCACUCCACGCGCUGCUCCUACAAUGGGAAUUUGGGAGAGACACUGGGUACGACUCCAAGUUCAGAGUGUGGACAGACCUCUGUACCGCGGCACAUAUCAUUGCUUCCAGUCUAUCGUAAGGCAAGAGUCGAUGACGGGUCUGUACAAAGGCAUUGGCUCCCCCAUGAUGGGUCUGACCUUCAUCAACGCCAUCGUGUUCGGUGUCCAGGGCAACGCCAUGCGCAGGCUGGGCCACGACACGCCGCUCAACCAGUUCCUGGCCGGGGCGUCGGCGGGCGCGUUGCAGAGCGUCAUUUGCUGCCCCAUGGAGCUGGCCAAGACGCGCAUGCAGCUGCAGGGGUUGGGUGAGAGGAAGUCCAAGCAGAAGCUGUACAAGAACUCUCUGGACUGCCUGGUGCGCAUCUACCGGAAGGAGGGCUUCCGCGGUAUCAACCGGGGUAUGGUGACCACGCUAGUCCGCGAGACACCGGGUUUCGGGAUCUACUUCCUGACCUACGAUGUACUGACACGCUCUCUGGGCUGCGAACCCGAUGACCCCUACAUGAUCCUCAAGUUGCUGUUUGCCGGAGGCAUGUCGGGCAUCACCUCGUGGCUCUCCACCUACCCUGUGGACGUCAUAAAGUCCCGGCUCCAGGCGGACGGCGUGGGCGGCCACAACAAGUACAAUGGCAUCGCUGACUGUGUGCGUCAGAGCCUGAAGCGCGAGGGCUGGCGGGUGUUCACGCACGGCCUCACCUCCACGCUGCUCCGGGCGUUCCCCGUCAACGCCACAACCUUCGCCACCGUGACUCUGUUUCUCAUGUACAUGCGAGACGAUGAGGGCGCCGUCAAUGACUGCGAGCCCCAGCCUGCCCACUCCUCUCUCACUGUGAGCCCACAGCAGGCCCAGCCCUCAAGCUUGUGAAUGGGAGAAGGUGGUGUUUCUGCUCUGGCGACCCUUAUUGGGUUGGAAAUGGUCCCACAAUGCACCAGCUAAUAAGCUGAUGUGACUUGACCGCUCAACGUCAGCUUCACGAAGACUAUUUUUACAAGAUGUAUGUAUGUUUAGAUGGUAAACCGCGCUUGUAAAUACUUGUCCAAUUUUGACCCCUGGUUUUGUACAGAGUACACUUUUUUAAAUGUUUUAUAUAAUUUAGUCUUUUUGAGAACUAAUUGGGGAAAGAAACUAGCAGUGAAAAAGCACAAAUGUCUGACCUAGUCAUCCCUUAUGCAUAUACAGUGGGGCAAAAAAGUAUUGUCAGCCACCAAUUGUGCAAGUUCUCCCACUUAAAAAGAUGAGAGGCCUGUAAUUUUCAUCAUAGGUAC